Aphanomyces invadans is the source of this 1758-nucleotide messenger RNA. RefSeq lists its product as hypothetical. The transcript has a single exon. Gene Ontology annotation, biological process: transmembrane transport; amino acid transport. The record is from RefSeq and is a predicted model, not a curated record. Gene Ontology annotation, cellular component: membrane. Gene Ontology annotation, molecular function: amino acid transmembrane transporter activity. NCBI's taxonomy places the organism in Eukaryota, Oomycota, Saprolegniomycetes, Saprolegniales, Verrucalvaceae. The coding region runs from base 36 to 1580 and encodes 514 amino acids.
CUUUAGCCUUGACCUCUCCAUUUUGCCUUCGUGCCAUGCUGCACGGAGCGACACCGACAACGUAUGUUCCGACGCCGGCGGAUGUGUGGGGCCUAGGCAUUGCCAUCGUCGGGGGCGGCCAGUACUACGGCUGGAACGUUGGACUGGCGGCCGGGACGGUGAGUUUCGGCCUUGGUGUUGUCGUCAUGGGCACUGCGUACGUGUGCCUUGUCCUGUCGUUGGCAGAGAUCGCCAGCGCGCUUCCGUUUGCGGGCGGGGUCUAUGGUUUGGCUCGAUGCACGUUGGGCUUUUAUCUGGGCUUUCUCAUGGGCUGCUGCGAAAUCCUCGAGUACACGAUGUACGCCACGUGUGGCGCUGUGUCCGUGGCGCGCAUGGUGGCGGCGCAUGGGGCUUGGUUGAUGCCCUUCGAGCCGUUGAUGUGGGCUGUCACGUAUGCAGCACUGGUGGCGCUGCUUCGAGUGGGUGGCCGCCACUUUUGGCGAUGUAAUGUCGUGCUCACAAUGACGUCACUCGUCGUGAUAUUCCUCUACCUCAUGAGCGGCGUCAGCUAUGCAAAUUUGCCUGUCCACAGUGGCGGCGCCGACUACAUGGUGGUCGGUGGCGCGGUGCAAUUUCUUCGGUCCCUGCCCCACGCCGCGUGGUUCUACAGUGGCAUCGAAGCCGUAAAUACAUUUGCCAACGACGUUCCCGAUCCGAAGCGCAUCAUUCCACUCGGGCAACUGACCAGCCUCUUCACGCUCUUGGCGACAUCCGCCAGUGUUUACUUGACCUGCAUCAGCUUUCCCCCAGGAGUUGCCUCGUUGCCCCGAGCCGUACUUGCCUUGAACGGUGGCUUUUCAACAUCGUUCAACGUGACGGAGCCAACCGCGAUGCUGAUAUCGCUGCCUGCGACCAUCGCGACCAUGCCUGGCCUCAUCUUGGCGGCAAGCAACAUUCUGGCCGCCCUUGCGCGGUCCAAGCUCAUCCCUCCACUGCUAGCGCAUCGCCAUCCCACGUACAAAACUCCAUGCCAUGCCAUCUACGUGACCGUGCUGGUCAGCUUUGCCCCGUGCUUUUUCAGCCACUUCGUGGACGGGUUUGAGUCGACGAUGUACCACGUCGGGAUGGCGUUUGGCUUUGUGUCGUACAUUGCUCAGUGCGUGAGCUACAUCUACCUGAAGCGACGGCACCAACUCUUGAAGCGACAGUUCCUGAGCCCGGUGGGAGUGCCUGGCGCCAUCUUUGCCAUCGGGGUGUUUGGCAUGUCGAUGGUGUCGAUUUUGUUUUGUCAAAACGAUAGCCUGCCCUGCCUUGGGCUGUGCGCCGCCAUCGUCGUUGUCAAGUCACUGUACUAUCACUGGAUUGCAAGACAUCGCCAAAUGUUUUCGACGGAAGAGCGCGCGCUGCUCUUUUUUGCCCACUUGGCCAAACAAAAGCACGAAGCAAAACGACCGGUCCAGAGAUGGCACUACCGCCUCAAAGCUACGCAAUGGGGCCCGCAGUGGCGAGGCACAUUCUCGUCCAAGGUGCAAUCCAUCGUUCCAACCCACCACGACCCCCGUUUGAACAACCGCAUCACGCCGCUUCCCACUCUGCCAUGACAAGAAUUGGCAUGGUUCCACGGUGGAUCCGAUGGACGGGCGCCGUCGACGACAAUCCCCAAGAAGAGGUCAAUGAACGAUAGGCGCAGGGUCUCUAGCUAGAACGAAUCGACGACGUAGGGCUGUUGGCUUAUCGAACCAACGAUUUGGUCCCAUGUCAGAACAAACCCCAUCUCAA